Molecule: messenger RNA, 1632 nt
Organism: Candida albicans SC5314
Lineage: Eukaryota; Fungi; Ascomycota; Pichiomycetes; Serinales; Debaryomycetaceae
Gene: PRI2
Product: DNA primase subunit
Exons: 1
Coding region: 1-1632 (543 amino acids)
Biological process (GO): DNA replication, synthesis of primer
Cellular component (GO): alpha DNA polymerase:primase complex
Source: RefSeq, a predicted model, not a curated record
AUGUUUAGACAAGUGAAAAGACGUACAGCUGGUAGAAGAAAUUUUGAAGAUAGUACUAGCACAGCUACUACUACUACUACUACUACUACUUAUACUAACGGUGAAAAGGAUUCACCAAAAUAUCUUACCCCGUCAGCAUUAUACGCUUCAAGGUUAUCAUUUUAUGAUUUACCUCCAACCCAAGAAAUCACAUUAGAAGAAUUUGAAACAUGGGCUAUUGAUAGAUUAAAAAUCUUAAUUGAGAUUGAAUCGUGUUUAGCACGGUCUAAAACAUUAAAAGAAAUUGAAACAUCGAUUAAACCAUUAUUAUUAAAAUAUUUACCAUUAAAUCCAACGAGCGGUGGUGGCACGGUAAAUUAUGAAAAAGAACGAAUGAAAGAUCAUUAUAGUCAUUUUAUUCUUCGAUUAGUUUUUUGUCGUAGUGAAGAAUUACGCAAGAAUUUCAUUAAAAAUGAACUGACAUUAUUUAAAGUUAGAUAUAAUUUAUUACAACCUAAAGAACAACAAGAAUUUAUUGAAUUAAAUCAUCAUCGAUUAAUUUGGCAAUAUAUUACUCCGGAAGAAAAAACAAAUUUACAUCAACAAUUAUUUAAUUCUAGUGGGAAUUUAAUUAAAAAUCAAUUUAUGUUACAAGGAGAAAAUUUAACUAAUGAUCAAUUAAAACAAUUUAUAAUGUAUAAAGAGAAUUUCAUUAAAUUACCAUUUGAAAAAAUUACGGGGAAUUUAAUUAGUAAUCGAUCAAUUUUUUUAUUUAAAGGUUAUGGAUAUUUACCAGCUAGUUUACAAUUAAAUUUAUUAUCAAUUGAAUUUAUAAAUAUUUUGAAUGAUAAUUUGAUUAAAACUUUUCAAACAAUUCCAAGAUUAGAAGAAGAUGAUCGAUUAUUACCAUUACUUAAUAAUUUAUCGAAAAAUUUUUCAAAUUUCCAAUAUGAAUCAGAAAUAAAUAAGUUAGAUGAAGAAUUUAUUUCUGAUAUUAAUUCAAAACUGAUAAUUACUCCUAAAAUUACUAAACAUUAUCCAUUAUGUGCUCAACAUUUACAACGGAAUUUAAUUGCUAAUUCUCAUUUAAAAUAUAAUGGUAGACAACAAUUGGGGAUUUUUUUAAAAGGUAUUGGAUUAAAUGUUGAUGAAGCUCUUAAAUUUUGGUCUUCUCAAUUCAUUAAAAAUAAUUCCAUGUCUUUAGAAACGUUUAAUAAAGAUUAUAAAUAUAAUAUUCGUCAUCAAUAUGGAUUGGAGGGGGCAAGAAUUAAUUAUAAACCUUGGGAUUGUUCCACUAUUUUAUCUAAACCUCGUCCGAAUAUUAAAUCUGAAUAUCAUGGUUGUCCAUAUCGUGAUUUCAAUUUAGAUGUUUUAAUUAAUAAUUUGAAUAAUAUGGGGAUUACGGAUCAACAAGAUUUGAAUUCAAUUGUUGAUGAUGUUAAUAAACAUGAUUAUACUAUUGCUUGUACUAGAGUAUUUGAAUUGACUCAUCAAAAACAAUUAAUGGGCAAAGAAAAUAUGAAUAUGCAUAUUAAUCAUCCAAAUUUAUAUUUUGAUAGAUCAAGACAAUUAGAAAGAAGUGAAACCAAAGAUAAAGAAGUUGUUAACACAGGUAGUAGUAGUAGUAGUAGUAGUAGUAGUACUGAUUCAUAG